Brassica napus (rape) is the source of this 1125-nucleotide messenger RNA. RefSeq names its product nuclear speckle RNA-binding protein A. Lineage: Eukaryota; Viridiplantae; Streptophyta; Magnoliopsida; Brassicales; Brassicaceae. The record is from RefSeq and is a predicted model, not a curated record. The coding region runs from base 191 to 871 and encodes 226 amino acids. Gene Ontology annotation, molecular function: mRNA binding. The transcript is spliced from 6 exons.
CCGGACCGGGUCGACACGGUUCGGAUCUUUAAACUCCCGGGCGGAAGAAUGGAAUAAGAAAAUCUCGAGCUCGAACCCUAAGCAAUUGAAAAUCGAGGGGGGAGACGAUUCGGAUUCGAAGAACAUCAAUUGAAAUUAGAGCUUUUGGAGCUUAGUGAUUCCCCUCGAUUUCCUGUUUCCGUAGACUUCCAUGGCGGAUGGGUACUGGAACCAGCAGCAGCGACACCAGCAACAUGGUGGUCCUCCAAAACGUCGCCGUUCCGACUUCGAAGCUCCACCGUCUGCAGGCCAUGAGAUGCACGGUGGUGGUGGUGGUGGUUACUUCCCACGUGAUGAGGACAUUGAUACAAGAACUAUUGGAUCAGCUUACGAUCGAUACCUCCAAAGCGUGCAAACGAGUUCUAUGCCAAUGGGAGAUCCAGGUCCUCCUCGUAAUGGUGUUGCCAUGGAUGAGUUUAUGAUGAGACGCGGUGGUGGAGUUCACGGUUUAAACGGUCGGGAUAUGGGUUUUGAUCCGCUAGAUUCUGUUGAUAGGCGUAACCGUGAGCCACUUCCUCUACCUCCAGAUGCUUCCAAUACUCUCUACGUUGAAGGGCUUCCUUCUAAUUGCUCUAGGAGGGAAGUUGCUCAUAUAUUUCGACCUUUUGUAGGAUAUAGAGAAGUGAGACUUGUGACCAAAGACUCCAAACACCGGAACGGAGACCCUGUUGUUCUUUGCUUUGUUGAUUUUACAAACCCUGCCUGUGCAGCAACUGCUCUGACCACCUUACAAGGCUAUCGAAUGGAUGAAAACGACCCUGAUUCCAAGUUCUUACGGCUUCAGUUUUCGAGAAAACCAAGUUCAAGACCGGGACAACGAGGAAGGAGGUGAUGGGCACUACUACAUCAACCAAAUGGUAAUUUAUUGUCUCUGCGUGCGUCUGCUGCUAGUCUUUUAGCGAGAAGAGACACAUCCUCUUCUUCAAGUAGAAUCUCAACGAAACCGAACAUUACAUCACUUGUUUGUAUUAUUGUAUUGUUAAAAGCAAAACCUGAGUCAAGAGAAACAAAUAUAUUGGAGUGUGUAGAAGCUGAGGAGAUAGAAACUUACAAGGCUAUUUAUAUAUAUUUGUUUCCUUUCCUAGA